This is a messenger RNA of Punica granatum (pomegranate), 969 nucleotides long. Lineage: Eukaryota; Viridiplantae; Streptophyta; Magnoliopsida; Myrtales; Lythraceae. The record is from RefSeq and is a predicted model, not a curated record.
AUGUCAAGACACGGGAAUUCACGACGAAAUGAUAACCAAUCAAGAGAUGCCCAACUUAUGGGAAUUUAUCUGGCGCUGGAGAUUGCGGCGGCUGAAGAAGAUGUCCCGCGCAACAUUCCUUGUCGAACCUCACGUCUACAAGGCAGAUAUUACAUAGAGGAAGUUCUUGGCAAUGACACAAGGUGUUACGAGAAUUUCAGGAUGAACCCUCACGUAUUUCAUAACCUGUGCGAUACGCUAAGAGCAAAUUGUGGAAUCAGAAAUAGCAGGAAUGGUAUGACCGUCGAGGAGAUGGUCGGCAUGUUCUUAAUGGUAGUUGCACAUAGUACGCGCUUGGCCGUGGUUGCCGAACGAUUUCAGCAUUCUAAGGAGACGGUGUCACAAGUCAUCAAGAAUUGCAUUGGAGCAAUCGAUGGGACCCAUGUGUCUGCUUGUGUUCCAUCAUCGGUGAGAGGCGCGUAUCGCGAUCGGAAUAAUGAGAUUACGCAAAAUGUACUCGCCGCUUGUUCGCAUGACAUGAUGUUCACUUAUGUCGUCACUGGAUGGAAGGGUUCUGCUCAUGACUCUCGAAUUCUGUCCGAUGCCGCUACAUUGGAAUUAUUUCCUGCACCAUAUGGCGAACAAUAUUAUGUAGUCGAUGCGGGAUUCCCUAAUAUUCCGGGUUAUCUGGCUCCUUAUAAAGGCCAAAGAUUUGCAAUACUGCGGACAAUGUCAAAUUACGGCCAGCUUCGCCAAGGACAAAUUACUCUUGCAUGCUUCGUGUUGCACAAUUUCAUUCAGCUAAAUAAUUAUCACGAUAGAUUAUUCGAAGAGUAUGGAAAUGCAUGGGAAUAUUACGAUGAAUUCCGAAAUCCUCCUCAUCUAACUGGGAAUCGGGUUGAUGUAGACAUGAGAAGCAGGGAAAUGGAUGCAUUACGUAAUCGUAUUGCAAAUGCAAUAUGGAAUGCGGAAACAAGAGGAAACCGGUAA